CAUCUUCCUGGCCUGCUGGUCUCAGUCUCCACGUUCGCCUCACAGAAUCGAGGCUAUGACUUCCACAUUCACUGCGCUGCUCUGCCUUGGGCUGUAUCUGAGCCAGACCAUCAGCACCCAGACGCAGAUUCUUUCAAAACCUGUCAUCUGGGCCAAGCCCAAUUUCAUGAUUCCAAAGGGAAGGCCAGUGAGGAUCUUAUGCCAGGGGAUUCCUGAGGCUGCUGAGUACCAGCUGUAUUUCGAGGGACACCUGUCUGCCCAGCAGAGACCGAGACGACCUGGAAUAAGGAAGAUAGUCUCAUUCCCCAUCUCAGCCAUGACGCUGCUCACUGCAGGGCGAUACAGGUGCAUUUACCGAAGCGGGGAGCUCUGGUCAGAUCCUAGUGACCCUCUGGACCUGGUGGUAACAGAAAUGUAUGACACACCCACCCUCUCUGUUCACCCUGGACCUGAGGUGAGCUCAGGAGACAAUGUGACCUUCCACUGCCAUCUGGAGACUGCAACAAACAUGUUCCUUCUGCUCAAGGAGGGAAGAUCCAGCCACCCACAGCCCAGAUAUGGGAACACCCAGGUGGAGUUUCCCCUGGGUCCUGUGACUACAGCCCACAGAGGGACAUACAGAUGCUUUGGCUCUUAUAACAACUAUGCCUGGUCUUUCCCCAGUGAGCCUGUGAAGCUCCUGGUCACAGGAGACGCUGAGGACGCCAGCCUUGUGCCCACAGAACACACCUCUUUUUCUGACUCCUGGGAUCCUUACCUGCUAACCACAAACACAGCAGUCCAGCAAGACCUUGCCCUCUGGAAUCACACUGCCCAGAAUCUCCUUCGGAUGGGUCUGGCUUUCCUGGUUCUUCUGGCCCUUGGGUACCUCCUGGCUGAAGACUGGCUUUGCAGGAAGAGAAUGCAAGAGGAAGCCCACAGGGCUUCAAGUCAGGAACGCAGGAGAAGGUUCAGUACACAGUGACCGCUGAACAAAUGGCCAAGGGAUGGGCUGGCCACAGAUAGAGCUGAAAGCUGACCUUGCCCUUGGGCUGUGUGAGCUCUGUGUUGUGCCCGUGGAGGGAGGUUUACCGCAAGACACCUGUGUUGGGUUUGGGGAAGCUUCCUGGAGGAGGCAGGAGGCGGGAUGCAGACGUUAAAUUUUUCCUGCAGA
Molecule: messenger RNA, 1153 nt
Organism: Hyaena hyaena (striped hyena)
Lineage: Eukaryota; Metazoa; Chordata; Mammalia; Carnivora; Hyaenidae
Gene: NCR1
Product: natural cytotoxicity triggering receptor 1
Exons: 7
Coding region: 56-964 (302 amino acids)
Source: RefSeq, a predicted model, not a curated record